Suillus subaureus is the source of this 663-nucleotide messenger RNA. Its product is annotated as histone-fold-containing protein. Gene Ontology annotation, cellular component: nucleosome. The transcript is spliced from 4 exons. Gene Ontology annotation, molecular function: protein heterodimerization activity; structural constituent of chromatin; DNA binding. Bases 77 to 526 code for a protein of 149 amino acids. Lineage: Eukaryota; Fungi; Basidiomycota; Agaricomycetes; Boletales; Suillaceae. The record is from RefSeq and is a predicted model, not a curated record. Gene Ontology annotation, biological process: nucleosome assembly.
CGUUGCGACCGCCAUUACCGACAUCCCUCUCGCACCAUUGACUCAAGUGUCAGUAGAUCUUGCAAUUUCGACCGUUAUGGCACCUAAACCCGCGUCAACUGGUGGAAAGGCCCCAGCCUCUGGUGCUGCCGCCAAAGCCCCUGUCAAAACAACUGAGGGUACUAAAGGUGCAAAGAAGACCUCUAAGACUGCCACAGCCCCAGCUACUGGAGAGGAAAAGAAGAAGCGAAAGAAAGUCCGCAAGGAGACUUACUCUUCCUACAUCUACAAGGUGCUCAAGCAGGUACACGCAGACACUGGCAUAUCUAAUAAAGCUAUGGCCAUCUUGAACUCGUUUGUCAACGACAUUUUUGAGCGCAUUGCUACGGAAGCUUCAAAGCUCGCUGCAUAUUCCAAGAAAUCGACAAUUUCAUCCCGUGAAAUACAGACGGCAGUCCGUCUCAUACUUCCCGGAGAGCUUGCUAAGCAUGCUAUUUCUGAGGGCACGAAAUCCGUGACGAAGUUCUCGAGCUCUGGUGGCAAAUGAAGAACCCUCUGUUAUCAGCUGUAUCGUUAGGCGUUGUAUUAUCUUUAUAAUUAUCUUAUUGGGAUCUAGUGCUUUUGUCGUUCUCUGUUUGAGCGAUAGCUGCCCGGACAGCCGUGAAAUUGGCGGUAACUUCAAGU